Messenger RNA from Nicotiana tabacum (common tobacco), 1275 nucleotides. Its product is annotated as putative proteasome inhibitor. Gene Ontology annotation, molecular function: proteasome binding; endopeptidase inhibitor activity. Lineage: Eukaryota; Viridiplantae; Streptophyta; Magnoliopsida; Solanales; Solanaceae. Gene Ontology annotation, biological process: proteasome-mediated ubiquitin-dependent protein catabolic process. The record is from RefSeq and is a predicted model, not a curated record.
AACUCGGGUUUUCCUUUUCAUUUGGUCAUUUCUUCUUCUACAAGACUACAAAGCGCUAGAAGUUGUUCCACUCAUCCGAAAUCGCAUAAACACUACUCUCUUCUUCUCACAUUAUUCCGAUAACAAUGUCGACGGAGCAAUCGGUUAUGGCAGUAAUACGGGCCUCAAGGCCCACUUUCCGCCAGGCCCACGAUAAGGUAGCUUUCGCGGUGCACGCUGCGUUCCUAGCUUCUGGGUUUGUUCUCCACGCCACUGGGCCUUCCGCCUCCACCGAUGACGCUCUCUCUUCCUCCUCCGCUGAUGAGGUAGGGAUUGAUCAUUGGAAUGAAUUUGAGGAUAGUUAUGCCUUUGUGUAUUCAAAGCCUGAGAAGAGCUCCAAAAAGGUGUUGGUGAAGUGCCUUGCAAUGAACAAUAAGCUGCUUAUAGAUACACUCAGGGAUGGCGAUAAUGAGCCUCUUCAUCUUGAGCUAAGCGUCGAGGACUACAUUGUCGAAGAUGGGGGAACGAAUUACAAUGCCCAGUUCAAGAAUUUGGGUAAGCUGGUAGGUGAACUAAACAAAGAAGUCCUUAGCAAAUAUAGUGGUUCUUCUGUGGUGAAUUCGUCUACUCAGACUUCAAGUUCUGGAAAAGGAGGACUCGAAGACCAACCUAGUGCUGAGCGCAGAUCUGAUUACCCGUAUCAGCCUGGAAGUUCUUUUCCCUCAGGAUAUGUGGUUCCUCCCAUUCCUGGCUCUGGUGGCAGUGAUCUUUUCCCUGGGCCUGGUGCUGGAGUUUACCCAACCAGAGGCGGCCCAGGAGGUGGGAGCAUGCUUGUAGGGCCUAAUGACCCUCGCUUUUUUGGUGGAAUGGGUGGGGAUCCUCAUUUACCUGGAGGACUGCCGGGUGUUCCACCAGGUGCUCGUUUUGAUCCGUAUGGACCACCAGAUGUUCCUGGCUUUGAGCCAGGUCGCUUUAUCAGGGACCCGAGGAGGCCGGGAGGUGGAAGGCCUCAUCCAGAUCUGCCGCAUUUUGGCGGAGAUUCUGACUUUAUAUAGGAGUUGUGACUUUUGUGUUGUGAAAGACAAGUUAGAUACAUUCACUUUGGUGUUCUUUUUUUGCUUCUUUCUCCCUGAUUUGUUCUCCUUGUCUUGUAUAUUGCGGAUUUAGUGCCUGGUUGGUCAACGAGGUGUAUAUAUGUCUUGCCAGCUUUAAAUAUACCUACGUUACAAUUUCGUUGGCCAGGAUUCAUGUUACUUGGUUUUGUUCAUAUUCUCACUGCUUUGCGUGGUGUUGUGA